AUGCCACGUUCAUCGGCUACGGCUAGGAAGAGUCUCAGCAAUCGGCAGGAGAACGGCGUCGUCGCUUCCGGAAAGAAAGUGAACAAGCAGAAAUCCAAUGGACAUCUAAACGGCAACGCUACCGGUGGCUCUGCAUCCAACUCUGGCCCUUCCUCCCAAGUCGACUGGCCCGCGUCUCGUUCCUCCAGCGACUCCGCCAUCACCUCCACCGUAGCGGCGGCUUCCAAGGCCAACGGAUCGACGGAUUGCUCGAAGCCCGAUGGAACCGGACGUGGUCAGCUGAAUGGAUAUGCCAAGGGCAACGCGGACAUGUCGUAUGGGCAGACAAACGGUGCGGUGCCGCCGAAUGGCAGCCUCGCAGGGCAAGGAUCGCGACGCGCGGAGAAGUCGGUGCCCGGCUCCAAGAGGUCCAACUCGACUGCCUCCAUCAAUCCCUUGCAGCUGGCCUCGACCAUCCUUAAGUCGUGUCCCAUGUACGACACCAUCGCCAUCCUGAUCUUCCUGCUGCAGCUGCCGCCCAUGGUGUUGACCCUGGUUCAAUUCUUGUUCGCUUCGUUGACCUUCAUGCCGCCCGGUGGCGCCUCUGCUGGCUCCUUGUCCUCCAACUUCGAUAUCUUUCAGGGUCCAGCCGGCACGCCGUCUCUCGGCACAAUGAUUGCGAUGGAUGGGUUUUUCCUGCUGUUUUGGGGGCUUUUCAUGUGGUCAUGGGCGCAAAAUUUUGCUCUCGACUUGGCCCAUGUCCAGGUUGCCAUCACGUUAGGAGGAGGAGGUUCUGGAAAGAAUGGAGGUGUGAAUGCUAUUUGUGUUGGCAUUGUUCUUAUUUUGCAUUUGAUUCGCAGUAAAGGUAUACAGGAUUUUGUGCUGGGUCACCUGCUCUCCGCCAAGAUCAUCAGUCCCGAUCUACUAUCGCAAUAUUCCCAUCUCAUGCCCACGGAGUUUCGGCGCACGGAAUCUCAGUCGUCGCCGAGCUGGAUACGGAGUUUGCUUGCCGUCCAUAUUCUGGCGCAAGCCGGCACCGCUAUGGCAAGACGCUCGAUGGCCAAGAACCGUUCCCCCGCUCCCUCUCGAACCGGCAAACGUGUCGAUACCGAGGCUUCUGCCGGCUCGCAGACGAUCGAUUCGGCCUUUGAGUCGGGGGCGAGCAUGUCUUCGUAUAUCGGUGCCGACGGACAACUCGUGACUCCGGGAACGCAUAAGGAUGGUAGGGAUCGAUUAAUCUCGGCAAAGAAACGCAGGCGACAGGCAAACCAGGUUCGGAGUCGUCAGCCCUUCUGGGCGGCACUCGCAAGUACAAAGGUUACGGUUAUGAGAGAAUACGAACACUCCAGGGCCUUGUCCAAGACCGCCCGUGGUCUUACGAUGACCGAGGACGACCUACAGGGCGUCUCUUUGGACGACGGACUCGUGUGGAUAACGGAGGUGGACAGCUCUACGAUCAAGUUUGCGGCGGGCGAUUUCGCCUCCCUGGAAGACUCCGGUGCUUCCGGGGCGUGCGAAGCUGGACGGCUCGGGGAUGAGGAGAUGGAGCCGUUUUACGUUUGUGUCAAUGGCGCCCUUUGGGCCACUGCCACUAUCUGUAAAGUCCAGGAUGCGUCCAAGGGAUCAAGUGCGGUGCAUUGGCGCGGUGAGGUCUCCGGCCUUGCGCCCAAUUGUGCCUAUACUUGCUCCUUUGUACGAAACGAUACCGACGAAGAGAUCUGUGUCAUGAGCGUUAAGACCCCUGUCUCCAAUGACGCAGAACAAGUUUCUUCGGUUUCCACCCCGCCGCAGCCAUCUUAUCGACCCUCGUCUCCCACGACCACGCUGAAGAACUCCAUCGUCAAUGCCGAGUCCAAACUGAACGAAAAACGUUCUCGGUUAAGAAAGGCCAAGAAUGACCAUAAACUGGUCAUUUCCAAGAUCAAGAAAGAGCUGGACAACUACAACCAUCGGCUUCAAAGCGGAACGGAUGAGAAUCGGCAGAAACAGCGCUCCCUGCAACUGGAGAGAAACAUCAAGCAAACAGAAGAAGCGACUGCUGCUCUCGAUGGUCAACUGGACACAUUGGAGAACAUCCCAGAGGAGGAAUAUGAAGAGUGGAAGGCACAAAAGGGCAAAUACGAACAUGAGCUUGAGCUCCUCAAGCAGGCGAAGGAGGAUCUGGCUACCGCGCGAUCCACCGUUGCCCGUGAGGUGUCGGCACUGGAAUCCGAGCUGAACUCCAUGAUUCAGAGACGGGAACGUCUCCAGGGUCGUCGUACUCGCGUCAACGAACAGUACGAGCGCAUUGUCUCUGCCAAUGCACAGGGCCUCAAUGAGAGAGAACGUCGCGCAGCGGAGCAGUUUGCGAGAGAACAGGACCAGGCGAAGCUGGAGGCCAACUUCAACGAACAGUUCGCGAGCAUCACUCAGUCUGUGCAGGAAUACCAGCUGCGCACCAACCAGCUCUGGCAGCAAUCGGCGACCAUCGAGCAAGCUAUUCAGCAACAGCAACAGCAAAUGCUCAUGGACUCGGCCCCGCUCACUCCCGAAGGCAACUUGCCGGGCACUAACCCGCUCAGCGAGGCCCCCAGCCUGUCCUCGGUGGCUCCCCUGACGACCAAUGCUCCCCACACCCGAUCGCUCCUUGGACUCAGCUUUCCCGCGCUGAAGUCCAGUCCGCUGCAGCACACAUCGUCUCCUCUCGGCGCUUCUACCUCCCAUCCGACCAGCCCGACCCAACCCCCGUCGUAUCUGCAACACUUUUCGGCAUCUCCGCUUGGGCAAAACAACAACAGCUUCCCCUUCGAAUCGGACUAUAUCUCCCGAGACCGCUCGUUCUCAAACCGGUCAAAUAGCAGCCUCUUCGGCUCCGACUUCUUGGAUUCUAACCGCCGCGCCCCGCUCCAUCUCGACCUCUCCGAUAUUGCUACCGAGAAGCGGAGCAGCUCCGAAUCCGAGGGCAACAGCUCCAGCCUAGGCCUCCGACCCAUCUCGAGCCCCUUUCAACGGGCCGUGAGUCGUACCAGCGGCAGCGGCAGCGGUGCGAGCGGUAGCGCCAGUGGCAGUCCCAGUUCCACCAGUGGGAGAGAGGCAACUCGAUGA
Messenger RNA from Aspergillus affinis, 3063 nucleotides. RefSeq names its product putative ubiquitination network signaling protein. The record is from RefSeq and is a predicted model, not a curated record. The transcript has 2 exons. Lineage: Eukaryota; Fungi; Ascomycota; Eurotiomycetes; Eurotiales; Aspergillaceae. The coding region runs from base 1 to 3063 and encodes 1020 amino acids.